GCGCGUUGUGUCGCGUCGCGCUGACUUGACGUGCCGCUGCGCUGAUGGCGGCGGGGCUGGCGGAGGGUCGCACCGAGGAGGGAGAGCGAGGAGGCGGGGGACCGGAGAGACGGAGAGAGGAGGCCCCGGCGGCACCGAGCACCGACACCCCAGCAGCGAACACACCGACGACGGCGGCGCCAAAGCCCGCGGAGCGACACGGAGGAGGACGGACGGAUGGAUGGAGCGGUCUAAAACCAACAUGGCCGCCUAUAACCAAACACCAAGAUUCUUCUAAGUAUUACAUAUACAAUUUAGGACCUCCUAUUGGCCAGCAUCCCGUCUCGUCCCACCAGCCGCUGCUACAGUUGCAGUUAUUGUUUGUUAGCUGAAGUGCAGUGAAACUAGCUAUAGGGGGCGCUAUCCUGUGAAUGAAAUAGACACUCCCGUGCUAGACGAUGAGCUCAGAAAAGUGACAGUGAAAGUUGCAGGCUAGCAGCUGAAAAAUGUAGAUUAGCUUCAUUCUGAAACUGCCUGCAGCUAGCGGCUAACAGCUAUCAAACAAACCGAAAACAAACUGUGCAGAAGUGAAAUUCAGUCUGAAAACAGACUAGACAAAAAUGUAGCUGGACUGUGAUCUCAAUCCGAGUGUUCAGCGGCUAACGGCUAGUUAGCGGCUAGCAAGCAGCGGUGGCGCGGGGCUGAUUGUGGGCGGAGCAGGGGUGCGAUGGAGUACCACUCCGGUGGCAGCCUGCCCCUGCUGGGGAGACCGCGGUACUGCCCUGGGGCCAGCGCUAACGGAGGAUACCUGUGUGAGACGGGACACUGCUGUGGAGAAACCGGCUGCUGCACCUACUACUACGAACUCUGGUGGUUCUGGCUGCUGUGGACCGUCCUCAUUCUGUUCAGCUGCUGCUGCGCCUACAGACACCGCCGAGCCAAACUACGAGUCCAGCAGCAGCAGAGGCAGCGAGAGAUCAGCCUGCUGGCCUACCAUGGAGCCAACUCCUACCCGUCCUCCAUGCUUGACCUCAGUUUCCUGGCGUCGCUGAAGCUGCCGUCCUACGAGGAGGUGGCGGCUCAGCCCUCCACCCCUCCACCUCCUUACAGCUCCGUCUUCACCACGCCUCGGUACCCGCAGCCUCCACGCGCCUCCGACCCCCACCUGCUGACGCAACACGGCCCGCUGCUGCACCGUCCGCUCAGCGACGGGCCCUCCUCCCUCAGCUCCGACAACAGCUCCAGCUGUUCCUGUGACUCCUGCUGCCCCUCCUCUCCAUGUAGCUCCUCCCUAUCCGCACCAGUCACUUAUGAGACAGACACAAGCCACGCCUCCACGCCUAGCGAGGCCAUGCCCCUCACCCUCGAUGUCACCAUGGAGACCAUCACUGCUGCCGCUACCCGCUUGGAGGCAAAUGAGGCUCGACUUGCUGCUGAGAAAAUGGCCACCGCGGUGGCCGUAGACAUUGACGAAGUAGACGCUGCUGGAGCUCAGGAACCCAUUGCCACGGACUCAUCUGUUCCCAACCAGACUGUUACUGUGGCGGUUGUUACCAGGGUGGCUUCCCCUCAGCCUUCACCCUCAUCUGGUCCCAUGCUGACCCUUCCUAUCGGAACGACAUCUCCCACAAUGCAGCAGUUGGACAAAGUACCAGGUACCCCGAUGGUCAGCACCUGUAGCUCAAGUACCCUCCCCAGUCCCAGUGCUGUUGAUGCAGCUCUCCCCUCCAUCCAGAUGAUAAGCACCGAGGGUCCAGCAACCAUCCCUGCCCCCAAGACCACCUGCAUGUCAGGGCCUCCUACCCCAACAGGUAGCGCUUCUCUCAGCCCUGAAGCUCCUGAAGCCCUAGAAACCCUUACACUAACAAGAACUUGUGACACAGCCACUGUUCCUGGUAGCCCAACCUCAGCACCAUCCCCAGAUGUUGGAAGAACUUUGGUCCUGAUAGCAGAUUCUGCUGGUCUCCCAACGUUGAACCCAAGUCUUAGCCUUGUGCCAGUUCUGGCACCUUCAAAGCAUACCCAAGAUCAAGAACCAGAAUCACUGCUCUCAACGCAUACCCAAGCUCCAGAUCCUGCACCUUUAGACCAGAUUCUGGUUCCGAAUGCACAACCUCAAACCAACGCAGACUCCUUGAGUAAGAAUAACGAAACUCCAAAACCUGAAUGUUCAGAUCUUGCCCUAGAUGCAGCACUCACUUCACCCAUAUCAGCUCAGAACCUACUACUGUCAUGUGGACCAGGUCUUGUCCACUUUCCUCCGAGUCCAGAGGCGGGGUCCUCACAACACUCAGGUUCUGAUGCGGUUCUAUCUUGUCUAGAUUCACCUGCAGUUGCAGACCGUUCAUUUCCUUCUUUGGUCCAUUUUCAAUCAUCAGACCCUGUCCUUCCAUUGCCUUCAGAUGUCCACACUGGUUUGAGUUCCGAUUCUGGUUCUGGAUCACGCUCUGGAUCAGGUCCUCUGAUCACCUCUACCCCAGUUCUCACCUUCUCAACACCUGGGUCCACCUCUGUCUUCUGCCCAGCCAUAAACAUAGAGUCUGAAUUGUCCCCUGCAGCUUUCUCCCCAUCCUCACCCCCAUCCCUUACCUCUCCUCCUUCCCCACCCUCCCUUCCACCCCUGUCCUCCACCUCCCUCCCUGCACCAGCUUUGCUCCUGGACCCCCUCACUGCUCUGCACCAGUCUGACAAAGGUGGAUCUUCUUCUGGCCAUGCAUCCUCCCUGUCCCCCUUGCCUCGGGCUACUCAGUCCCCACCCAAACAGACUCUUUUCUCUCCCUGCGUGGACGUCUUUGAACCAGGACCCCCCUGCUGGGAGGAUGAAGACGAGGAGCAGGAGGAGAAGGACAAUGACGAGGAUGAAGAUGAGGACAUGGGGGCUGAUGAGAGCCAGUACCGACACCGGCGACUCACUGGUGACUCUGGGAUCGAGGUGUGCAGGUGUCGGGUGGAGGACGAGGACGAGGAGGAUGAGGGGGAAAGCAAGGAGGAAGGCAGGAUAGGAGGAGGAGAAGGGGAGUGUGACAAGAAAGGGGGUGGAGACACUGAUCUCCAUGACAGCAUGGACUGUCCUGUGAGAGGACAGAUGACCGCGGAGGAAGGACUCGCACUGUGUACCGCCACGCCAACAUCCGAAGACAGCAGCAAAGUUGUCAUUGUCAUGGAGACGGUGUGACGGACAUGAAUGGUCGGAUCAAAGCAUCCAGACAAGAGUUGAACACGAGGUGAAUGACGCCGCUUCAAACUGAUUUUCUGUUCCCACAGAAAUGAUUGUAAUUGAGUUGGGUCGCAUUAAUACGCCUCCACAGGUAUCAGAUGGUUGAUGGGAUGAGAAUCAUCACAAAGCUUUAUGACACGUUUCAUUCAAAGCAUUUUGGGAAUGGAAAGGAACAUUAGGACACAUAUUACAUGAGGCUGGAGAGUUGUCUAUUUAUGAAGAAUGUCUAAAACUCUACUUAAGGCUAAGAGCGGUCAGCAGCUUGUUCUGAAGUGUCAUCCGGUAAUAUUCUUUGCCAAAGCAAAUGUAGUCGAAGUUGGUGCUUUACAACCAGUAACGCUUCUGUUCAGUCUCGUGUGAAUCUCCCAGAAUCUCUACAACGAAUCUUGCAGAACAACCGAUGCCCAAAAUAGAACAAAAUGAGGCACAAUAAAUUUAGUAAAUGCUUUGGAAAGGACAUUAGGAGUUAAUUCAGUGUGUUGGAAUAAUUCUUCUUCAGCAACAUUUAAAAUUAGUUGUUUAUAAAGGUUUACAUUUAACACAAAGGAGAGAUCAAAUGAAACAGACUUCAGUGGUUGUAGUGUUUCGACCUACACUAGAGAGUAAAAGUCAGGAUAUUAUGGACCUUCAGACUGUGUUUACAUCCAUAGCAGCUUCUGAUAAACCAUUGCUGCAUUUCCUGGCAGUCAAGAGUUGUUUAGUUUGUAGAGACAUCAAAAAUCCACCCGGUACAUUUAACCAAAGCUACUGGUGACUACAAGCUUGCUAGCUAGUCACGUUAGCACAUUAAGUAGUGUUCCAGUUGGAUUUAAACAGCUGCACAUCUUGGUUGUAUGUCUUUUUCUGUUCAUAUUAUGCUUUCGUUAGUUUUAGAUUAUUGUUGUGUCUUCGAAUGGCACUUUUUUAAAAAAAAUGCAAAUCUGACAAAUCAUCUCUAGUUUAUUGGUUUCUCCUUUCAUAUUUGGCUUCAAAUCAAAAUGUGUCCCCAGCAACUACAUCCCUGAUGUUAAAGUCAGUAGAUGCUCAUAAAAAAAGUAGAGUUGGUUGAAUAUUGGUAGUGUGUUGAGAUUAGCAGGUGGUGGCGUUAGUCAGCAUGGAAGUAGUGCAGCUGUUUUUUACAGAUAAAUGUUAAUAGCGCAGCUGUUGAACCCUCACGGGUCGUAAACAUGGGAACCUUCUGUCUAACGGCGACCCUUACAGAAGUGACGCUUUCUCUCGUUCGUCAAGAAACUCAGAACUUAAAAUAGUUGAACGUCUACCCGGAGACACCUCGCCUGUCUCAUGUGAUGACGAAGGUUUGGAAAAGCUCCGCGGACAGAUUGGCUGUUUUGGAAUCGAAGCAAGGCAGAUGUAGGAGGAUGAUUCACGCUGACUGACAGUGGGGAAGACUGAUUCAUUCAUGAAGGCGACGUUUUGAAGCGGAAUUAGGUGGGGCGUUUUCAGAUUUCUGUCCCGGUCCGACUCACUCGGUGCGGAGGGUUUCGGGGCGGAUGGAUCGGUCGGCUUCCUGCGCAGACAAAAAGCUCUGACGGGAACAAAAGCUAAAACAAUGGGCACUUUUAGACGGAAACAAAGCGUCAAACAGAGUAGAGACGGAAGACGUCAUCAUCCCCGUCUUUGCCUCUUUCUCUGAGAUGAAACAAUAAACACCACAGAGCCGGUCUGAACAAUAAAGCUCUGCCUUUUGUUUUGUGCAUCUCUGCAUUCAUAGACACCUCUCCUCCUUGUCAGAUUCACCCAACAAGUCAGAGCAGGGCUUUAAAAUGAAACUGGGAUUUCCAUUGAGGCCGUCAUUGUAACAUAUUGAUGUUUCGUACGCUGUAAGCUCAGUAGGCGUGUCGAUAUUAAUAUUUUGUGACAGAAAGACAUGAAGGUAGAAUAUAUUUUGUCAAUGAUUUGUAUAGUACAUGCUGGUGUUUUUCAAAUCACCGUAGAAUCUGAAAUGAGUAAAGAGCAAUAUUUUUCAUCAGCAAGAGUCCGAAAAAACAAAAAACACAGCUUCAGAGAGGCUUGAUAGUGAAGCAUUGUUGAGUAUCUGUGGUUCAAGCAAUUUCUGCGCUCGAAAACUUUCGAACAAGCCUUCUUCUUGGAGGUUUUCACUCAGCAAAAGCAGGAUUUCCAACAAGCUUGACGGGGCUGCGCCAUCACAUUUGUGGAGGUCAAAACAAAACCCAACAUUCGGUCCGCUUGUUAUCUCGUGUCAGAGAACCCGGUUGGAGCACAAAGGUGAGAUGCCUCUUAGUUUUUCGUACACCUGCUCCCACAAAGUGCACUUGUUUUUGCGACUGGUAAUGUGAGCUGCACUGGAAAGUUUCACAAAUGUGCGGCACGUUGGAAAAGUCAAUCUUUAGUGGCGUUUAGCAGAUUGCACCAGCAGACGAUUGCUUGAACCAGAACCGUGAGAAUGUUCUGACUUCGUCUCAGAGGGUAAAGACUUGGAGCAUCUUCUAUCGAUUGGAAUUCUGGUUGACCGAGUCUUAAACCCUGUGACCAUGCUGCAUUACAAUAUCAUUCUUGACAGAGGUACCCAUAGGAUGGACAAAGUUAAUUAUUCUGACAAAAGCAUCGUCCUGCCAUUAGAAGGACGCGACAGAGCGGAUGAUUUCACACCUUUUGGUACUCGAUUGGGAUCCUGAGAAGGGAUUUCGUGUGUGGUUGGACGUCUUUGAGGAGCUUGUAGAAGCUCUAGGACCUUCUCUGGAAAGCUCAAGGGUGACACCGAGCCAUCGAUGUUGUGGUUGAUGUUGUGGUUGAUGGUGUUUUUUGUUUACCUGAACUAAAAAGGUUAUAUAUCUUCAUGGUUGCAGAGUGCCAUUUCUACUUGACAACUGUUACUACUUUAGGAUUAGAUAGAGCCGUUCUUGCUCUGUGUGAAUGUGGACUUUUGAGCAGAGUGAAUGAAGGAGUGUUGUCUGAAAUCUGUCUGUAGCUCAGGUUUCCAAAGGAUGUCCAGCCCUGAGAUAUAGAAAGUUUUGGGAGUAUCUGGAAUCUCACCAGAAAUCUGCCUGUAGUAACUUCUAAACAGAUCAAUGAAGGCAUUCGUGAUCAGACAGAACCAAUGAUUUUAGUAACUGGUUGGAUCUUCUAAAUCACUGAAGGUCCCGUCUGUUCUCUGGAGGCGUCAAAUCAGAUCCAAAACCAAGUUCUAGCAAAUAGUUUGGCACAAAUUUGAGAAUUUCAUCUGUUUUCAGACCUGUGAACUUUUGUAAUUUCACCCUUAAAAGACAUCUGCCCCAUGAAGCCAUUUUAAUGGUUCAAUAUCUCCAGAAAUAGAACUCCUGCAGCCAUGAAAUGUGGUGAGAACAGACAGAAUAGUUCAAUCAGAUCAGAAUGAUUAAAAAGACCCAGCAGAAGACACAGUUAUUAUUUAUUAGCCUUUGAAAAUAAAUGAAAGUGCAAAAUUUUCCAACAGAGAUGGUAUAGUAUCUCUAUGAGUAAGUGUAUAUCUAUGGAUGGAUCCAUAUUUCUACUAAAAUACAGUCUCUGGUCCACAUUUAACCAACUUUGAAGACUCUAACAUCAGUAGAAUCUGAUGUGUGGAAAGUUUGACCAGACAAUGUUCCAUUUUUUUGCCAUGUUGGAGUGAAAUCUGUCCAAAAUGACUCAAAAGCAUUCAAAUUUACUGAAGUGUUGUUCAAAAUAACAUGAACAUUGUCCAAAAUGACUCAAAAUUUGGCCAAAAAUGCCAAUAUUUAAGGUUUAUUGGCUCUGAAAAAUGGAAAAAGUGCAAAAUUUUCAAACAAAUGUGGUAUUAUGUCACUGUAAAAUUCCAAUAAGUGUAUAUAAAUGAAUGGAUCCAUCUUUCUACUAAAAAUACAGUCUUUGGUCAACAGCUCUCCAACUGUUUAGGCUCUAACGUCAGUAGAAUUUGAUAUGUAGAAAGUUUGACCAGACAAGGUUCUAUUUUUUUGCUAUUUUGGAGUGAAAUCUGUCCAAAAUGACUCAAACCAUCCAAAUUUACUAAAAAGUUGUUCAACAUAAGAUGAGGAUUGUCCAAAAUAACUCAACAUUCGGCCAAAAAUGCUUAAAACUUAACAAACUUACCACGGACAAAGAAACUACAUAAGCCAGCCCACCAAACUUGCCAGUGCUACAUGCUAAUGCUAACUCUAACUGCUAAUUGCUUAAAUACUUCACUACUUCUUCCAAGCCCACCACAGACAGAGACUAUAGAAGCAGACUUCGUAUAAGAUUCAAGUACCAAUUGCUAAUUGCUAGUCGCUAAUGCUAUCUGAAAAGAAAAAACAAAAGAAGACAAGGACACAGCCACUACCUUAGACCACAGACUUACCUGAGAUGGCCACAUGGUCCCAGAGAGACUCUAACAGGCCACGCCUCCACCUGAUCUACAUUUCCUCUUCCUGGAUCUCUGCCCAUUGGUUGAGGGAACAUAAUGCGGGGAAAGCAGAGUGAAGAAGUAAAAUAAAGAAAAAUGUCCAAACCGACUCAAAAAAAUGUCCAAAAUGAAUUCAAACUUGUCCAUAUUUCUCAUAAUUUAUUUAAAAUGUCUCCAGACCUGUCCAGGAUGAUUAAAAGUCUCCCCAAAAUGAGUAAAAUGUGUCCAAAACUACCUUAAAAAUGGAAAGAAAUGUGCAAAUGUUCAAUCCAGGCUGGUAUUGUGUCUCCAUACAAUUCCUGUAAUUGUCGAUAUAUAUGGAUCCCUCCAUAGAUAUAAACACUGACAGGAACUUUAUGGGACACUAUAAUAUCCUAGUUUGAUAAUGUUGCACUUUGUUCAAUUUUCAUUGCCAAUAAUUAAUCAGUAUUGUCAUUUUGGAUGGUUUUGAGUCUUUCUUGGCAGGUUUCCAGUUACUGUGGACGUUAUUCAUCUUAUGUUGGACACAUCUUUAUACAUUAUGGAUAAAUGAAUCGUCUUUGGCUGAUUUAAAGUCUAAAUAUCUAAAAUAUGGAACCUUGUCUGGUCAAACUUUCCCCACAUCAGAUUCUACUGAUGCUAGCAAAAGUUGGUGAAAUGUUGACCAAAGACUGGAUUUUAGUAGAAAUAUGGAUCCAUCCAUAUUUUUACGGGGACUUUUUGGAGACACUAUACCAUGUUUGUUUUGUUUACUUUUAUCCAUUUUCAAGGACCAGUAAUUUAAAAAUGUUCUCAGCCGGGAACAGUUUUGUCCACGUUCUCACCAAACUGCAAUACUGUCAGAGUUUUGAGUAUUUUUUGGAGAUCCUUUAAAUGGACUAAAAUAAAUUGUUUUUUAGGGUGAAGUUCAUAUGAAAUUCUCAACAUUCAACUAAAGUAUUUUACAGAACUUAGUUUUGGGUGAAAUAACAGCUAAGUGAAAUCUGAGACGGUGGAGGAACACUGCCGUCGACCUCCAUGGUUAUUGUCCUGGCGACUGUAAGGCCGGAGAUAUACUUGUGUUCUACCUACGCAUUCACGUCUAUGACCAGCUACGUCAUGAAUGUAACCAUUCACACAUUUGCCUUUUCACUGGAGGAUUCGAGACGAGAAUCAGAUGGAACAGGACAAACAUGGCGACACAUGAGGAACUUUAUGUGAUGUUUUAUGCAUCAUCGACUCCUGAGGAUGAGCACAAACAGAUGCAGGACACACGAACACAUGGUUAAAACAAAGUUUAUCUCCUGCUGUAGCUUCAGUGAGGCGCCAGCAUUGGUUGGAGUUGGACCUAACGGUCAGGACGUUGUGUUGUCUUAGAUGUUCUGGUGGCGAAGUCAAGGCAUGAUAAGGGCUGGAUAACCUUUGGAAACCAUCGUCUUUCUGUCUUUUUGUUGAGAUGUUUAAUCCAAACAUGUUUCUGAACAAUUCCGACCGGAUUCACAUUCAGAAGUUUAGAUUCAACCCAAAGAUCGAUCCCAGAGUAGUGAUCAGCUCCACUACUCUCAAGUCUGUAGUGAUGCAGACAUUUACAGAAAGAGUAGAUCCACUAACCAUCUAAUCCAACUAAACACUGGUGAUCAUCUGAAAGGGUGACUGAACUUCGUCAGGAUGGUUUCAGUUUAACUACAAAGUUCCAGUCACCUUUAUGAAAGUUUUAUAUUUCUUGCAAACAGUUGUAGUUCAGCUUUGGAAUCGUUGCCGCAACUUUGCAGCAAGUCGUAUUUCCAAAUACAAAUUAUACGUGUAUCAAACCUGCAGCGGGUUUAGCAGUAACUUUGGAAAAGUCUUUGUUGAUUAGCUCCUUUAUCCUUAGACAGGGCUUGAUUCAGUCACAUCUCCACAACCUUCCUGUUAAGAGGCGACGGUGCUAACCAGUCAGGAAGUAGCACGAAAAUCAACCUCGAAAUAAUACACUAUGACUUUGUCUGAGAGCCUUCAAGAGUCAACUGGACAUCUCUUUUAGAUUCUUCAAGAAGUUUCACCUUCAGCCAAGAGGAUUCUUCAGAGUGCUAAAACACCUGAAACUCAGUCAAUUAGAAGUGAAGAUGCCUCUUGGAUGAAGGUGAAACAUCUUUAAGAACCUAAAAGAAAAGUCCAGGUUGUUUUCUACCAAAGCUCCCAGGAUCUACUCAGAUGUAGUUCAAUCAGCGAGUUUCCAGCUCGAUUUCCUGUCUAACCCUGAUCCUUAUCAUUCGUUCCCCUGCAUCACUCCACAGUAAGAAAGUACAAUAUGACUUUUGCUGCAGAUUUGUGGGAAAACUACCAAAGUUUGUCUACAACUGUCUUCCAAGAUGACAGACUAGUAGCACAUUUAUUACUAGAAGUUUAGCACCACUAGCUAACUGUUGUCACAACCCAUCAGUGGUGGGAAACUUCUCAUUAUUGCCAGAUUGUUGCUCAAGGCUUGCAUCUGGUGGUAAUUUUCUUUCUGCAGUGUCUUUGCUGCUUGUUGGCCUCAAGUUUGUCUCAAAUUUCUACUUUGGUGAAACGCCAUGAGUGGAAAUCCACCAUGAGAUCCUACCGGAGGAACUGAAGGACUCUUAGUCAUACUGUGGGUCAUCAUUCAUGCAUUUAGAACAUCCUAUUUAAAUGAUCUUUGACCCUGAGACUCCAUUCAAACUCAGAUGUUUAAUCAGCGUUUGCUCAUUGGAAGCAGCUCCACCUGUGGUUUAUUUAUUUUACUAAAAUGUUGUUUCCACUGUAGGAGUCCUUCCUGUCGACUCGAUGCUUUUCUCUUCCUCCUGGUUUGCAUGAGGUUUCUGUCGGAGGAGUCAGAGGAAGCAGAGAAGAGAUCGGUCGUUAAAAUCCCGAUGCUAAUUAUUGGUAUUGGUAGUGUGUGUGUGUGUGUGUGUGGAUGUACGUGUGUGUGACCUAACUAAACCAGCCUGUUCUAAAAGUGUGUGAAACUAUACUGAAUAAAACUGUCAAAUCUCAAA
Molecule: messenger RNA, 10486 nt
Organism: Acanthochromis polyacanthus (spiny chromis)
Lineage: Eukaryota; Metazoa; Chordata; Actinopteri; Pomacentridae
Exons: 6
Coding region: 707-3154 (815 amino acids)
Source: RefSeq, a predicted model, not a curated record